Coprinopsis cinerea okayama7#130 is the source of this 1110-nucleotide messenger RNA. RefSeq names its product alpha-ketoglutarate catabolism dioxygenase. The transcript has 5 exons. Lineage: Eukaryota; Fungi; Basidiomycota; Agaricomycetes; Agaricales; Psathyrellaceae. Gene Ontology annotation, cellular component: cytoplasm. Bases 1 to 1110 code for a protein of 369 amino acids. Gene Ontology annotation, molecular function: 2-oxoglutarate-dependent dioxygenase activity. The record is from RefSeq and is a predicted model, not a curated record.
AUGGCACCCUCUGUCUCCGAACUGAAGCCUACCGAGGCCGUUGCUGAUGUCGCUGCCAACAUCGCCAACUUGAAGCUCACCAACAAGCCUACCCAGGAAGAGACGUCCCUCGACAAGGGCCCUUCCUACCCCUUCUACUAUCCCUACCUCGACCCCAACGAGAAGUUCCCUCCUACCGAUAUCUUUGAAUUCUCCGACAAGGGCCUCCUCGCCGACAAGGCCAAACCCAACCUCCUCAACGCCGACACCAAAGUGCACCACCUCAGUCCCUACCUCGGCACCGAACUUCGCAACGUCCAAAUCUCCCAGCUCUCCCCCGAAGGCCUCAACGAGCUCGCUCUCUACACCGCCGAGCGCAAGGUCCUCAUCUUCCGCGACCAGGACUUCAAGGACCUCACUCCCGAGCGCCAAAUUGAGAUCGCGAACCACUUUGGGCCCAUCCAGCGUCAUCCUACGUCGGGCAACGUGAAGGGAUUCCCAGAGUUCCAUGUCGUGUACCGAGACCCCGGCUUCGAUAGACUGAACAGGUAUCGUGGAUUCGACAACAAGAUCAACCUCACGAGCUGGCAUUCGGACGUCACCUACGAGAAGCAAACUCCUGGUACCACUUUCUUCUUCAUCCUCGACCAACCCGAGGUCGGCGGUGACACCCUCUUCACCUCCCAGGUCGAGGCCUACAACCGCCUCUCCGACGAGUUCAAGAAGCGCUUGGUAGGCCUCCGUGCUAUCCACUCUGCCGUCCCGCAGGCCGAGCACUCGAGGAGCAUCGGAGGCCCCGUCCGCCGCGAGCCCAUCGAGACUGAGCACCCCGUCGUCCGCGUGCACCCCGUCACGGGCGAGAAAGCCCUGUUCGUCAACCAGGGGUUCACCAAGAGCAUCGUUGGAUUCAAGAAGGAGGAAUCUGACUUUCUUCUCAACUUUUUGUUCGAGCAUAUCGCCAAGGGCGCAGACUUUAGGAUUCGGGCUAGUUAUGAACCUGGGACUGUUGUUGUUUGGGAUAAUCGUGUUACUGUCCACUCUGCGACCCCGGAUUUCGACGCCAAGGCUGCUAGGCGCCAUGCUGUGCGGUUGACUCCUCAAGCCGAAAUCCCCAUCCCUGCCACCGACUGA